AUGCUGAAAUGUAACAGGUAUUUAUUUGUUCUAUUAAAUGCAAUACCGAGAUAUACUUCAUUUUUGAGCAGUCGUAAUUUUUCCAUAUUAGAAAGAUAUAUAAGAGCAAAGCCGCUAUCGAAUGAAUUAAAAAUAAAUGAAGUGAAUUUAAAUGAAGAAGAGAAAAAUAGCAAUAUAAAAAGAGAUAGUAAAUAUUACCCCCCUAAUAUAACCAGAGGAGUAAUACCCAAAAGUGCUUAUAUGAACACAUGGGUUAUUCCAGACCAACCAAAAAAUCCGAAAUUUCUAAAAAUCGCACUAAUUGGUGCACCUAAUGCUGGAAAGAGCUCUUUAUUAAAUUCCAUUUUGAAUAAAACGAUUUCUGCAGUUUCGCCCAAAAUUAAUACAACCAAACAGGAUAUAAAAGGUAUCUAUACAAAAGACAAUGUUCAGUUAAUAUUUAUUGAUUCUCCUGGUAUCAUUCCAUCGCACAAGAAAAAAAAAUUUUGUAAAGAAUUAGUAAGUUAUGCAUGGAAAGGCUAUGAAGAGGCAGACUUGGUUUUAUUUAUCGUGGAUACGGUGAAAAGACCAACACACGAUGUUCUAAAUAUAGUACGAAUGUUAGCACCCAAAAAGGUUGAAGCAUACAGCAGUGAGAGUGAAGAUGAUAAUGAAGAAGAAGGACAGCAAUACAAAGUGUCUCUUAAUAACAAGGAAGAAGAGAAUUUUAAUGCACCUAAUGAAAAUAAUAAUCUAGGUAAACAUUACGAAUGGGCGGAAAAAGAACAAAAUGAUAUGGAUGACUAUACUCAAAAGAGAAAUCCUUAUAAAGAUACAAAAGAAAAUGUGGAAAAGUUUGUAGAUUACUUUUCGGCUGAAAUGGAAAAAGAAGACAAGUAUAGCGAUAAAAGUGUUAAGCAAAAUUUAUUUGAAAAUAGAAAAAAAAUUAUUGAAUCGUAUCAAAAUGACUCAAAAAAUAAGGACAUGACAAUUGAUGAAAACAAAAAAAUAGUUCCACCCGUAAUAUUGGUUUUAAAUAAAGUAGACUUAUGCACACACAAUAAAUGGGCCAAUGCAAGAGCCAAAGAAUUUAUGAGCAGUGGAAAUUUCGACAAUAUAUUUUUCAUAUCUGCAAAAUACAACAAAGGAGUGGUAGAACUACUCGAAUAUAUAUCAAAGUUUAAAGCAAAAAAUCAAUUUUGGGUAUAUCCCAAGGACACAAGCACAACUUUAACCAAAGUACAAAUUGUUGAACAAUUAAUAAAUACCUAUUUAUAUUGCUGGUUUAAUAAGGAUGUGCCUUACAAAAUUAAGCAUCAUAUGCUAUCCUGGUGUGUAAAUUUAAAUAAUUCUCUAAUAAUUGAAUAUCAAAUUGUUGUGAAAAGUCAAAAGGUGGCUAAAAUGAUAUGUGGUGUUCAUAACAAGCUUAUAAUUAACAUGAGAAAAAAUGUGUCUUAUAAAUUAACAAAAUUGUGGGACCAAAAUGUAUAUGUGCAUAUUCAUGUGAAAUCUGUUAACACUUAA
This is a messenger RNA of Plasmodium gonderi, 1503 nucleotides long. Its product is annotated as GTPase Era. The transcript has a single exon. The coding region runs from base 1 to 1503 and encodes 500 amino acids. The record is from RefSeq and is a predicted model, not a curated record. Gene Ontology annotation, molecular function: GTP binding; ribosomal small subunit binding; rRNA binding. Gene Ontology annotation, biological process: ribosomal small subunit assembly. Lineage: Eukaryota; Apicomplexa; Aconoidasida; Haemosporida; Plasmodiidae.